Molecule: messenger RNA, 1094 nt
Organism: Priapulus caudatus
Lineage: Eukaryota; Metazoa; Priapulida; Priapulimorpha; Priapulimorphida; Priapulidae
Exons: 9
Coding region: 167-1000 (277 amino acids)
Source: RefSeq, a predicted model, not a curated record
UGACAAAGAGAAAGGAGUAGUGUUGGAAAAAGUGAACCAAAGCCUAAGACACCUUGGUGGUAGAGUAAUUCCUGCUGCUGCCUUAUCUGAAGAAUGUGUGCCACAGUCACCAUGCCAGCUUUCUAGUGCAGAUUUAGUGUCAGCAUCCAGUAUACUUGAAUAUUAUAUGGAUCGUGAAGAAUGUAAAGGUCUUGUAAAUACGCAACAAGCCAGUCUAUAUUUUGAACCUGAGGCAAAAGCAUGUCAGCUAACACUAACACCAACAGGUAAACGAGUGUCUCAUACCAGGAUCUGCAGUUGUGCCAACCCAACAGGCACUUUAUCUAGAGGUGAUGUAGCUGGUUGGCCAGGAGUGCGAAACACUUUACUGCACAGAGAAACUGAGGAAAUUGAGGAGUCAUUGCUGUCAAUUUAUGUCAGAGGAAUCUUGCCCAAUACCAGUUUCGAUCUCCAUGGUGUUGACACUACGCAGACGUACAUCUGCUCUGCAACAGGAUCACCCCAGACGAAAGGAACCAGCUUAAUAUUUCACUGCCUCGUCUCGAAGUUAUCAGCAAACACACUAGCAUUGGUUGUUGAAAUAAGGAUUAAUUUGAUGGAAACAAGGUUGGCUAUUCUCAAGCCCUUAACAUCAACAUCUGGUCUCCUAUGUUUGUUUGAUCAUGGCUGCAGGCUGGACUCCAAUGGCCAGCUGUUUAUGUGUAGUCACCAAGAGGAGCCAACGAGUACCGGAGCUACUGCAAGUAUUGAGUGUAGCACAAUGCCAGCUGAUAAGGAUUCUGCAGGGAACAUUGGUAAUAAGCUGAGAAGAUUUCCUCUGGUUGCCAUUGAGCCCUGGUACAUUGCUCCCGAAGGAGCAAGUUUAGGCUGUAAUCUCUCUAUCAGGUUAAAACAAUUGGCGCAGAAUACCGGAAGGAGGCAUACUUUCAGAAAUCUUGCAGAAAACUACAGACGAUCUCUCAUUCCACCUGUGCAGACGUUUGUUAAUUGUCAAAUUUGAAAUGUGCAGACAAACCGAAGUCACCGAUAAAAAGAGACAGAAAUCUCUCUGAGUGUGUAUCACAGCAAAUGACAAGAACUAUGUCUAUCAUGGA